Plodia interpunctella (Indianmeal moth) is the source of this 1215-nucleotide messenger RNA. RefSeq lists its product as uncharacterized. The transcript has 5 exons. The record is from RefSeq and is a predicted model, not a curated record. Bases 100 to 1053 code for a protein of 317 amino acids. Lineage: Eukaryota; Metazoa; Arthropoda; Insecta; Lepidoptera; Pyralidae. Gene Ontology annotation, molecular function: chitin binding. Gene Ontology annotation, cellular component: extracellular region.
UGAUAAAUCUCAAUUUAUCAAACUCUAGAUAAACGGGUUAAAGUUCUUACGUCCAAAAAACUCAUUUUGUUAGUAGUUGUUCUAUGUAUUGUAUUGAAAAUGUGGUCCGAAUUUGUGUUGAUAUGUGUUUUUGGAUUUACCAGCUCUCUGACGACCUCCUUUGACCUCGGAGGCGUUAUAUCCGGUAACCGCAUGGCUGGUGUGCCUCUAGGGAGGUCCCUAGGAGAGGGUUCGUUGGAUGUGGAAGGUAUCUGUCAGGAGGCUGGAAUGGCCUGUCUAAACUGUACCCACGCAGUGACUUGCAUACCCUUGCCUGUUGGAUGGUUGAAGGUGCCACUCCAGGAAUGUACAGGUGACACGACCUGCAAUGCUCGCCUCGGCACUUGUUCGCCCCAACACGUACCUGAGUGCGACCCAGGUCUUGAACAGUACCAGCAUUCUUGUGAGCAGGUUGGAAUCUUCCCAGACGCCGUGGACUGCCGCAAGUUCCACCUGUGUUCUCCUCCAGACGGCUUCCCUGAAGGUAGACCCGCAGACCACAGGGAGGCACACUGCCCUAGACACUAUGGAUAUGACCCGCAGAUAGCACAAUGUUCUAUUCAACUAUUCAAAGGACAGUGUGCCGAAAAGCCGAUCCCCACUUGCACCGAAAUCGGCCAAACUGGAGUGGUUCCAUCAAGCCUCAACCACUAUUACGUCUGUCUCUCAAAACAAGGCCGAAUCCAACCACAAGUCUUCAUUUGUCCGAACGGUUGGUACUUCUGGGAGGGUUUCUGCCGUCCCACACCACCUGUCCAGAAAGCUACUGACGAACCUGAAACCACAGAAUAUUCUAGAAAUGUUGAAUCAGAAACUACAACGGAAACAAGUGAAGAUCACGUCACUAGUAGAAUAGAUAGUUUCUUCUCAACAGAGAAAAGUAGUACUUACGUUCCUGAUACGUUUUUAGCUGAUAAAUUUGAUUUGGCUAAUUACGAGUCUACAGAUGAUGCUGGACCGUCGAGCGAUGUAUUCUUCUCUGAUUCGUCUGAGAAUAGUUCUGAUUUCUGGUAGUAUCGAAAUUGUACAGUGGUACAACUAGUAAAACUAGUUGUUACACUGGGAACAGCCGGGUGUAUUGUAAUGUACAAAAUGAAAGUACUUAGAAAUACAUAAUUUGUUACUUACAUUUAUUGUAGAUUUUAAUUAAAUUAUUUUAAAAUAUCACCAAGCAAA